Molecule: messenger RNA, 590 nt
Organism: Rhopalosiphum maidis (corn leaf aphid)
Lineage: Eukaryota; Metazoa; Arthropoda; Insecta; Hemiptera; Aphididae
Exons: 4
Coding region: 1-522 (173 amino acids)
Source: RefSeq, a predicted model, not a curated record
AUGGUACAGAUUUUCAUCGUAUGCGGUUCGAUUUCGUCGAGUAUUAUAGUACAGAUUAAUUGCAUUCGCAGAGUACUUGAACAGUGUUCUUCUAGUGGAGAUUUUAUUAUCAAUAUUAAUUGUUUCGGAAGAAAUAGGUGUACGGAAAAAAAUACCCUUAGUUUGAAUUACCACUUCUUCAUAUAUCACGACUGUGGAGGAUCGACAAAAAUCGUUAUUCUCUCAUCGAAAAGACAGUGCCUUUACAAAUUCUUGUCUGCUUCUGCACUAAUUGUACAUAGAGCUUCCGCAUUCAAAAUGAGGAACUCCACGAAUGGGGAAUCUUCGUCUAAUCAGCGUCAGAACAAUCAGCCUCAGAACAAUCAGCCUCAAAACUCACAGUCUCGACACGACACCAUUAUCUCCGCUGGCUUUAUUCGUUUUAACCAACAUUUACGUUUGCCGGUUAUUACACGUGUGUGGAGUUUGGCACCGGAAACAAACAAUCGGAAACCAACAAAAUGGGAUAGCAAUGAGGAAUAACAUAUUAUGUCAUAUGUGAAGUAGUUACAUUAUAUUGAACUUGUACAAUAUAUUACUGUCACAUAUUA